Molecule: messenger RNA, 3408 nt
Organism: Nilaparvata lugens (brown planthopper)
Lineage: Eukaryota; Metazoa; Arthropoda; Insecta; Hemiptera; Delphacidae
Exons: 8
Coding region: 297-2393 (698 amino acids)
Biological process (GO): proteolysis
Molecular function (GO): serine-type endopeptidase activity
Source: RefSeq, a predicted model, not a curated record
GUUCUCGUUCAUUGCUUUGAAACAGGUUUUAAAGGCGAAUAUUCUCUGUAGCAAAACAGUAGGUAGUGUAAGUUACCUAUCGUAGUCGGCAGAAGAAGUCAAAUGACUUGAUCAGUUCGGUUCAGUGUAGCAUCUCAUAUUUCACGUGAUUUGUGAUUAAACAGGAGUAAUCAGUUAAUCAGGUUCUAAUAAUUAUUCAACGUGUAUAGGCUAAUGUUUUCGUCGUCGAGCACUAUGCUUUAAGGAAACUUCACUUGAUGCAGUAACAUUUCACUUACGGUAUCUACUACAUUUAAAUGAAGAUGGCUCAUACAAGGAACAGUGUAUUUAUCUAUGCAAUUCUGAUCAUCUCACUUCCAUUUUUAGUUGAUUGUGGAGGAAACGCAAGAUCAUCUCCAAUCAAUGGUUCUAUUUUGAAAUUGGAAAGUGGUAGCAGAGACAAAAACUAUGAUAAAAUGAUCAGUCCAGUUGGAUCUUCCAUCAUGAGCUCUGCUUCAACAAUCGCAACAUUCAGUGGUGAAAAUGGAAGUUUAACAACUGCUGAUCCUACAGAGUGGUUUGGGGGUCUGAGAAAAGAACCCUCUGCUUUGAGUGAUGUUGAUUCCAAAUCUGAAGCAUCAACAUCAACGAGUUCUUCCUUUGAAGCUUUCAAAGAAUUUGCAAGGAAAACUUCAGCUGACGGUGAAGGGGUAUCUUGCACAUGUGUGCCCUACUAUCUAUGCGAUACCAAUGCAGCUAUCCUCGAUCCUCAACAAUAUCAAAAUGACAAUCCAAAAGUAAGGCUGGAGAUGAAAAACUGCAGCAAUAUGAGUCCGAUUGAUGUCUGUUGUUUAAAAGGAGAUCUUAUGAUUACAAAUUUGCAAAACAAAUCUGAAAAUUUUGGAAGUAGACCACCCACUCAUAAUAAUUCUGGCAAUAAUGGUCAUUCCACAACUGAGUUAUCAAUAAAAACCACUUCAUCAAUGAGCGGUAUUGAAACAACUCAUCUCAUCGACUCACUGCUGAGAAACUCAAAUCAAUCCGAAGUUGAGCUGUCUUGCAAAUGUGUUCCUUACUAUUUAUGUGAUUCAGACAAAUCUAUUCUUGACCCUGACAAAUUACGGAAUGAUAACAAUAAGACUCAAAACAUCAGGUUGGAAAUGAAAAAUUGCGGUAACAUGAGUGUAUUAGAUGUAUGUUGCUUGGGACUAACAGAACAAGAAAGGUUGGGAAGAGAAUCUAGACAAGUGAAUAUUGUUGGUAGUUCGACUAAAGAACCAGCGAGAGCACUGACAACUCAGUGGAAUUCUGAGUCGGAAAAUUCGACUGAUCUAGAAACAACGUCCAUUGACGACUUCGAUUUCUUGAUAGAAUCACUGAGAAAUUCCAGUCAACAAGAUGUUGUCCUAACAUGCACUUGCGUUCCAUACUAUCGCUGUGACCCAAACAAUAUAAUUGUUCCUCAGUUACGUAACGUAAAUGUGUUUCCAAAAAUAAGAGUAGAAAUGGAAAAUUGCAGCAGUCAAUCGUCUGAGGUGUGCUGCUGGAAAAAUGCCACCAUCAUUGUGGACAGCAAAACGUCAGGAGAACCAGCCGACCGUUGUGGAGUUAGGAAUGCAGGUGGUGUGGCCAAUCAGUCAUCUGCCGUCGAUUCCUCAGCUGAUUAUGGAGAGUUUCCAUGGGUUGCAGCCAUAUUGUUGAGGAUAGAUAAUCGAUACAGAUAUCACUGUGCUGGCUCUGUUAUUGACCGCAAUGUAAUUCUCACAUCGGCACAUUGCGUUGCAAAGCGAAAUGAAUACGAUAUUAAAAUUCGUGUUGGUGAAUGGGAUACACGAAACUCUGAAGAAUUUUUCCCACAUCAAGACUAUUUUCUAGAGAAAAUUAUCAUUCAUGAAGAGUUUAACCCUAAAAACGUGCAUAACGAUAUUGCAAUUUUAAUAUUGAAGAAACCACUGAACUACCACAUCCACAUUGGAAGAAUUUGUUUACCUCAAUUCCACAUCAAACGUGAUCAAUUUCCUGCCAAUCCGACUUGUUUCUCUACUGGUUGGGGUAAAGGAUCGUUUGAUAGCGAAAGUUUGUUGAACGUGGUUCCAAAAAAAUCAAGCUUGAAACUUGUAGAACACGAUAAAUGCCAAGAACGACUUAGAGAAUCCAGACUUGGACAAUAUUUUAAUCUGCAUAAAAGCUUCAUCUGUGCCUAUGACAACGAUACUUGUUCUGGUGAUGGCGGCAGUCCUCUGAUGUGCAGUUUCGACUCGGAGGCGGGCGUGUUUCAGUUGGUUGGCAUGGUGGCCUGGGGUCUGGGAUGCGGCUAUCGUUACCCCUCGGUUUAUGUCGAUGUCGCACAUUUUCGAACUUGGAUAAGUGACCAGUUGAAACUUGCUGCAAUCAAUACAUCCCUGCUGCUUUGAAACAUCUACAUUUACAAUAAUGAAACUAUACUCAAUCUAUCCUGUUAACAACAGUCUACAAGCACGGACAAGGAAUAUAGAACUCAAGGGUGCCCCUCCCCCCAGUUUGUGUCUUAACCCCCCCCCCCGUGAGGGGUAAAAAAACUUUUUUAGAAGGUGAUCGAAGUGAAAUACAAAACUGUAUUCCAUGAAUUUUGUAACAGAUUUAUAGAAUUAUCAUUUAUUUUCAAACAUUGAUCCCUCAUAAAAUGUAUGAUAUGCUUUGAUCUUGUGGUACUUCUCCACAAAUGGAUAAACACAGUUUUAUUUUUUUUCUAAUCCACAUUUAUUAAAUUUAAUUAACAGUUAACAGAACUGCAGUUUCUUGUUGAAACAAACACAGGUGAAGAUGCGUUGGUUUAUUCAGAUGAAGAUGUGUUGGUUUCAACACGAAACUGCUGUUCUGUUAGUAAAUUUAAUAAAUGUGGAUCAGACAAAAAUGAAUCUGUAUUUUUCCAUUAAUCUAUAAUUAUUUUUCUCUCCUUAUAACAAAUUAACAAAAUUUGCCAACUAUCUUGAAUAUAACAUAUUAUUAUAAUAGGCUACUCCUGAUAUUGUGGUAAAUGAGUUUUUCCAUCCCUUUCCAACCUCCUAAUUUGAUACAUUUAUACUUUUUUCAUUAUGAAAUCAGUAUAUGACUUUUUUCUAAUUUUAAAAUAUUGUAGUCCACUAACUAAAAAACCAAACCGAAACAUAAAUACCAUCCUAAUUAAUUAUUAUUAAACGAAAAUCCUAAUUAAAUGCUGUAAAUCACCCCUUCUGAGACUUCUGCGACUGCAAAAUUGACAAAUCAGCGUGAACAGCAGCUAUAGAUGAAAACUCGAUGAGCGCCACUAUUUAUUAUUCAUUAACUAGCAUUUGAACGAAUGCAAUUUUUAAUUCAUUUUCAUCUGUAAACUAUAAUAAUUCUUUUCAAUUUGAAAAAUAUCUCAAUAGUAGUCUGCAUGAAUUAAAUUGUUGAACCUUUUUAAUUGUA